GUUUAAACUUGCGGUACUUCAAAAACAUGGGAAUCAAAAUUGCAUUUUGGAUGUUUGUUUUAAUUAUCGGUUUUUCGCGAAAACUGGUUUGUCUAAAGUACCAUUUCGGGAAAUGUCCUGUGUAUUUCGAAGAACCAUGCAGUCCUUACGCGACGAAAUUCAUUCUAUCGACUGGAAAAGGCGACAACAUCACUUACACCGAUCUGGAUCCUCUCCAGCCGGUGUUGCCCGACGAUUAUAACGUCUUCGUACCGUUGAAAGUGGUCAUCCACGGUUACGGGGGUUUGCGAGCGGAUAUUGCAACGACAAACAUCACCAAAGCCUACCAAGACGUGGGUUACAACGUUAUUAUCGUGGAUUGGGAACCUUUGGCUUCUCUUCCUUGUUACAUAUUUGCUUAUUUAAACACCUGGCACGUAGGCGAGUGCUUAGGAAUGCUUACCAUCAAUCUGGUAUCGUACGGUAUUACCCCAUCACUUACCCAUGUAAUUGGGUUCAGCCUUGGCGCUCACGUUGCAGGAUUCGCAGGAGCUAAUGUCAAGGAUUUAAUAGGAUUGCCGUUUAUGAGGAUAACAGGUCUGGAUCCUGCUUUGCCGUUUUUUGUUACCUUCAAAAACGAAUGGAAAUUGGAUCCUAGUGACGCUAAUUUCGUCGAUAUCAUCCAUACAAGCGCUGGAACGUUCGGAAAACUUGAAGCCCUCGGCGAUGUGGAUUUCUACAUUAACGGAGGUUCAAUCCAACCCUUUUGCUACGAAGCUAAAUAUCCACCCAUUUGCAGUCACAUGCUAUCUGGAUUGUAUUUUGCCGAAUCAAUCCGACGUCCUGGAGGUAUUUUUUUGGGCACGAAAUGCGACAGUGUUGUAAAUUACUACCUUGGAUUCUGCGAAUCCGGUGAUAUUGCCGCUAUGGGAGAAUUCACCCACUUUUCAACAAGAGGACUGUACUUCGUCAAAACUUCCGACAAACCUCCAUUCGCUCUAACUGAAUUAAAACUGUAAUCAA
Messenger RNA from Phyllotreta striolata, 1002 nucleotides. Lineage: Eukaryota; Metazoa; Arthropoda; Insecta; Coleoptera; Chrysomelidae. The record is from the annotation of a GenBank genome assembly.